AUGGAGAGAGAGAAGCGAGGGGACCCAGUAGGUAAUACUGGAAGUUGCCUUCAUCCUCUCUGGAAUUGUUCCCACCUAGCCAAAUUAUAUCUUGUAACCCCUUACGUUCCACUAGCAUGUGGGUCAAGACGUAACAAGGGCCUAGUUUCCCGCCAUCCUUCACGAGCCCAAAUGAACCCGGAAGCACUGUUACCAGCUGGUGGAGAGAAUAUGUUGCACUGUACUGACAUGACAGUGCUUGAGAGACAAAGGGCUCGUAUCAAAUGGCAACAAGAACAACACCAGCAGCAGCAACAUGUUCAACUACAACAGCAAGAGAGUAGUUAUUUUAGUGAAUUGACUGGUGUGUUUCAACAAGCUGGGUUUCAUGAGGGGUUAAGUGAGGUGGUGACCCGGUCUGUGAAAACUGACCCAGGUUUGGUCGAUAAUGCGUGGAAUAAUGAUCACGUUAUGGGGUUUGGUUUUGGGCCGCCAUAUAAUAACGGUUUGGGUUUUGAGUUGAAUUAUGGUACCAUUUCGAGGACUUCUAGCUGCCCGCCGGCCGCAGCCGCGGCGGCGGCGGCAGCGGCUCCGGCCACAGUGAAAGUUGCAGAGUCUGUUGCGUCAGAUAAGAUUAGUUCCGGGGUUGGAAGAGAGAGUUCGAAGAAGAGAAAGGUUGAUAAGGUGCAAAAUAACCCAAAGGUUGUUGCAGAAGAGGACAUCAGGGACAAGAGAAUCAAAGGAUGUGUAGAGGAAGGAGAGUCAAAGAUCACAGGGAAAACUAACAACAAAGGCAGUAGCAGCAAUAACACCAGCAACAGCAACAAAAACAAUAACGGUAAAAAAGAAAAUUCUGCUGAGACUUCAAAGGACAAUUCCAAAGUAACUGAGGUUCAAAAGCCAGAUUACAUUCAUGUCCGGGCACGUCGUGGUCAAGCUACUGAUAGCCACAGCUUAGCUGAAAGAGUGAGGAGGGAAAAGAUCAGUGAAAGAAUGAAAUAUCUGCAAGAUUUGGUACCAGGUUGUAACAAAAUCACUGGAAAGGCAGGCAUGCUUGAUGAAAUCAUUAACUAUGUUCAAUCACUUCAACGACAAGUAGAGUUCUUGUCAAUGAAACUAGCUGUCUUAAAUCCAAGGCUUGACUUCAACAUUGACAACUUUUUUGCCAAAGAGCAGGAUUUCCCUGCUUGUUCAACCAAUUUUCCCACAAUUGGGAUGUCAUCAGAUAUGACUAAUCCUGCAUACGUUCAGUUUAAUCAAUCACAACAACAAUUAGUUACAUGCUGUGGAUUGGAUAUGGGGAUAAAUCCUCCUGAUAUGGCGCUUAGAAGAACAACUAGUGCUCCUGUAUCUAUUCCCGAAACGUUUCUUGACUCAUCCUGCUUCACUCAAAUCCAGCCCCCACCAACUUGGGAUGCUGAUCUACAGAAUCUUUACAAUGUAGCAUUUGAUCAAGGAAGACAAACAUCCUUCCCAACUCAGCCAUUUACAGGUUCUAUUGAAGCUAGCAAUCUGAAGAUGGAGAUGUGA
This is a messenger RNA of Dovyalis caffra, 1509 nucleotides long. The record is from the annotation of a GenBank genome assembly. NCBI's taxonomy places the organism in Eukaryota, Viridiplantae, Streptophyta, Magnoliopsida, Malpighiales, Salicaceae.